Messenger RNA from Pseudonaja textilis, 3271 nucleotides. The record is from RefSeq and is a predicted model, not a curated record. NCBI's taxonomy places the organism in Eukaryota, Metazoa, Chordata, Lepidosauria, Squamata, Elapidae.
ACUUUACCUGACUGCACCAGUCCAGGAAGGCUGGAAGUGAGGGAUGAAGUCUUUAAGCUUUCUUCCUUGGACCCUGCUGACAUUAUUGAUAAUUUUUAGAGAAAACUAUGGAUCUGAUUGUGAUGAAAAAAAUAGACCCAAAAGGAACAUUAAUCAGGCACAGUGAGUACCAUUCUUGACAUUUUGCUUGAAUUCAUACAGAUACAGAAAAGAGUUGUCAUAGGAAUAGAACAAAUUAUGUAGCUUCAUUAAAAAAUUUUACAAGGUAUUCUUCCCUUUGACAUAUCAGGCCUCGUAUGUCAUCCGAAGGAGGCAAUUUAGUCUUCCACACUGGCUCUACCAAGAAUAUUGAGUUCAGAACUGGAUCACAGGGCAGAAUAAAACUUAAUGAAGAAGACCUUGCUGAUGUUUUCAGUCAGAUCCAAAGAAAUAAAGAUGAAAUUCUAGAACUAAAAAGACUCACCAACACACCUCUCAAUCUUUCUAGUGAGAUCAUCCAGCUUCAAACCCAGAUUGUGAAUAUUGAAGACAGACUUGAUAAUCUUGAGCUGACCUUUAAAAAGGCCUGUAAUAGCAACCCUUGCCAGAAUUCUGGAACCUGCAUAAACCUACUAGAUGCUUUCUUUUGUCUUUGUCCCAACAAUUGGCAGGGACCAGAUUGUUCUAUUGAUGUUAAUGAAUGCCAGAUUUAUGAAGGAACAUUCUUAGGAUGCCAGAAUGGAGCAACAUGUAUAAAUAAGCCAGGGAAUUACAGUUGCAUCUGUACACCAGAAACAUACGGACAGUACUGCACAUCAGAAUUUGAUGAUUGUCAAGGAGGAUCCUCUCUUCUUUGUGGGCAUGGGGUUUGUGUGGAUGGAAACAGAGAACAGCACAAUCAGCCUAAUUAUACUUGCAUCUGUGAUGAUGGCUGGAUGUCGCCUCCAGGGAGCCUUGCUUGCAGUGCUGACAUUGAUGAAUGCAGCCUUCCAAACCCACCUUGUUCAGUGAAUCCUCCUGUACGGUGUAUCAACAUGCGAGGCUUUUAUUUUUGCGAUCCAUGUCCAGCAGGCUAUGAAGGCGAUGGGAAAGUAUGCACAUUGAUUAACAUAUGCUCAGUUGACAAUGGGGGCUGCCAUCCACUUGCUGUAUGUAACAACGUAUCAGGCACUGUACCUAAUUGUGUUUGCCCAGAUGGAUACACUGGAAAUGGUUAUGGUUCAAAUGGAUGUUUUGCCCUGAGCACCAUAUGCCAAACAAACAAUCCUUGUGUAAAUGGACAAUGUCUUGAUACAGCCUUUGGCUAUAACUGUGAGUGUGAUCCCGGUUGGAUUGGUAUCAACUGUUCAGAAAAAAUUGAAUGCGGUAAAGAACUGACCACUACGUAUGGGACAAUUAAUUCACCUGGCUAUCCUGGCAACUACCCUCCCAACAGAGAUUGUUAUUGGAUCGUUUCAACUAAUCCUGGUCUUCUUAUUACGUUUGCUUUUGGCUUGUUGAGUCUUGAACAUCAUGAUAACUGUACCCAAGAUUAUCUUGAGAUUCGAGAUGGCCUUCUCUCACAAGAUCCCCUCCUUGGGAAAUAUUGCAGUAUUGGGUUACCACCUCCUCUUCAAACCACUGGUCCAUAUGCUUGGAUACAUUUUCAUUCCAAUGGUUUUGAUAACAAUAGAGGAUUCCAUAUCACAUAUAUAACAUCACCCGUAGAUCCUAACUGUGGAGGAAAUUAUACAGAUAGUAGUGGGGCCAUCAUGUCUCCCUACUGGCCCAAUUCUUAUCUGAACAACAGACAAUGUAUUUAUAUCAUUCGUCAGACACCCAAUGAAAAAAUAUACUUGAAUUUCACACACCUAGAGCUGGAAAGACAUCCUAACUGUUCCCAGAACUAUAUUGAGUGUGAUUGUCCUUCACAGCUGAACACAAUUCUGAGAACAGCUGUUGCUGCUUUAAAGAAUGAUACAUGUUCACAUGAAUAUACGACAGCCUCUGGUAUGUUAACAUCACCAAACUAUCCAAAUAACUAUCCAGACAAAAUGGUAUGCAUAUACAAGAUCCAUGUGGCAAAGAACAAACAAAUUGCUUUGAAUUUCACCUAUUUCUCUUUGGAGGAGGACUUCACGUGUCGGCAUGAUUAUCUUGAAAUUAGAAAUGGAGGUUAUGAAACAUCUCCUUUGCUUGGGAAGUAUUGUGGCUCCUCAUUGCCUCCUGUUACCAUUUCCCAUGGUAAUACCCUGUGGAUAAAGUUUGUGAGUGAUACACUUUCAACAAGUACUGGCUUCUCAGCUUAUUGGGAUGGAACAUUAACAGGUUGUGGUGCAAUCCUUACAAGUUCUUCUGGAACAUUCAUGUCUCCCAACUACCCUAUGCCCUAUUACCAAAAUAUGAAAUGUUACUGGCUGCUGAAGUCAAGUCAUGGAAAUGUGUUGGAAAUCUAUUUUGAUCAGUUCCAUUUAGAGUCUCAUCCAUCCUGUUACUUUGAUUAUCUUGCUGUGUAUGAUGGCAGCAAUAGCAACAGUACCAUGUUAGGCAAGUUUUGUGGUAAUCAGAUCCCACCCACAAUACGUUCUACUGGCAAUACUAUGUAUAUAAAUCUAAAUACAGGCUACUCUUCAAAUGGAAGAGGUUUCCUUGCUCAUUUUAAGCAAGUUUGCCAGGGAAUAAUAAUUGCCAACCAUUCCCAAGGCAUUUUGGAGAGUUUGGACUAUCCUAACAACUAUCCUCCAGGUGUAUAUUGCAACUGGACCAUCCAAACUACAACUGGUAACACCCUGAACUACAGUUUCCAAGCACUUAGCACAAAAGGUGGUGACAGAUGUAAACGUGACCAUUUAAAGCUUUUUGAUGGCCCUAAUACUCAGUCCACUUUGAUUGGCACAUUUUGUGGAGAUAGUAUUCUCCCAUCUGGAGUUACCACGAAUUCCAGUCUUCAUGUGGUGUUUUUUUCUGAUCAAAUAGAUGAGUCUACUGGAUUUCAGAUGCUAUGGAAAGUAAAUGCAGAAAGAGGAAACUUGAGAGUUCACAAGCUUGAUACUAUAUGGAACAAAACUGUGACUGAAUCUGGAUAUUCUGCUUCAGAUACCACAAAGCUCCUCCCAGAAAGUAAAGGUCGUGAAGAGGAUGUAUAGCAUCUCAGACAAUACUGUGGAUUCUGGUCAAGCAUCGCUUAUAUGCUAUGUCCUGGAUAGAAAGAAGUGAACUACCAAUAAACUUUUCUGCCAUCCUCACCACUCUCUCCACUGCCUUCCUGUCCGAAGCAGUAAUGCUUCCAAACCAGACUGUUAUGCAAUUUGAC